UUUUUUAAUGAUGUUCUUAAAAAUAUAUUCGUGCAUGUGACCAAAAGUUUUUCAAAUAUCUGACUUUUAGUUUUUUGCUGAUAGUUUCAUACUUAUUAACUUACGAUUAUCUGGAUAGAUUUUGAUAAGAUAUAAUGUGGGCAAAUAAUUUUCAAUUUGAAUUAUGCUGCCAUCAUUUCGAAGUUGGCGCUCAUAAUGACGUCAUACCACUAGUUUACUAAUAAUCUAAGUUCUUAUUGGUUCAUGUAUGUGUUUACACGUGCUCGUAAAGCUAUGGACCUGAGUCGUAAUUUUCGUUGUGAUCGAUAUAUAAUAUAAUUUUUCAUAUUCUAAUAAUUAUUUAUUUAUAUCUUUUAUUUAUUAAAGAAUAUCUUUAUCAUGCAUACGCAACAAUUAUUUUUUUAUAACAUGAAUAAAAUAAGUGUACCAAAGUUAUUACGAUCUCAUUGUACGAAAACUACGUACAAAAGUGCUAAUACAAUUCGUAAAGAAUUUUUAGAUUAUUUUACAAAAGAAUUACAACACGAUAUUAUUCAUUCGAGUCCUGUUUCUCUACUUAACGAUCAUUCUACAGCUUUCGUUAAUGCUGGCAUGAAUCAAUUUAAAGGAGUUUUCUUAGGAUAUUACGAUCCACCUUCUACAAAAGUUGUGAAUUCACAAAAAUGUAUUAGAGUAGGUGGAAAACACAGUGAUUUAAAUAUUGUUGGUAGUGAUAGUUAUCAUCAUACGUUCUUUGAAAUGUUAGGAAAUUGGUCCUUUGGAGAUUACUUUAAGAAAGAAAGCUGUCGUUAUGCGUUAGAUUUAUUGACAGGUCCAUAUAAUAUUAAAAAAGAAUUUUUGUACAUUACAUACUUUGGUGGUUGUGAGGAAUUAGGAUUACAACCAGAUAUAGAAUGUAAAGAUAUCUGGUUAAGUCUUGGUAUUCCAGAAAACAGAAUAUUACCAUUUGGAAUGCAAGAUAAUUUUUGGGAAAUGGGACUUUCAGGUCCUUGUGGUCCUUGUACAGAAAUACAUGUAGAUAUUACAAAGCAAUUGGGAGAUCAAAGUUCAAAAGUAAAUACAGGUCAUCCAGAUAUUAUUGAACUAUGGAAUAUAGUAUUUAUUCAAUAUAAUAGACUUACAGGUAAUCAUGCUAUUCAACCAUUAUCAAAACAUCAUAUAGACACAGGGAUGGGUUUUGAAAGAUUAGUUACUUUACUGCAAGGAAAAAAAUCUAGUUAUGAUACAGAUCUUUUUCAACCAUUAUUUGAAACAAUACGUCGCAAUACAAAUGCUCCUGAAUACAAAGGCACUUUCGGAACUUGCGAUAUAAAUGAUAUAGAUUACUCAUAUAGAAUAUUAGCUGAUCAUGCGAGAAUGAUCACUGUUGCAUUAUGUGAUGGUAUUAUACCAGAAAAAAAUCAGAAAUUGAGAAGAAUAUUAAGGAAGGGAAUAGAUGUGAGUGAAAAUACAUUUAAAAAGAGAGAUUUACUUUUUGAUCUUACAUAUACUGUUGUUGAUAUUCUUGGAGAUGCUUACCCAGAACUAGAAAAUAAUCUUAAACAGGCCCAUAAAAUAAUAGAAUUUGAAGAAAAUUUAUAUGAAAAAUUAUGUAAAACGUAUGGCAAAGAAUGGAAAAAAAUUGUUGCAACUAGACCAGAAUUAGCUUCUGUUACUUCUUGCAUGGCAUCAGGACUGGUAAAUGGAUAUAAAGAUUUACAAUCUAUGUUAAAACAGAAUAAAACCGUAUAUGCAUCUGGUAUUUUACCAGGAUAUAUGGCAUUUAAAUUAUUUGACACUCAUGGAUUAAAUAUAGAAACAAUAAUAGAAUUGGCUACAGUUGAAUCACUUCAAGUUGAUAAAGAAGAUUUUGAAAAAGAAAUGAAUAAGGCAAGACUUAAAUCUAAAAUUGGAAUAAUUAAAACCAAUCAGAAUAUUGAAAAAUCUUUGACAUUACUUACUGAGAAUGAUAUACCACAAACAGAUGAUUCAUUUAAAUAUAUCUAUGAAUAUAAAAACGACAAUUAUGAAUUUCCCAAACUUAGAAGUAAAGUUAUAGGAUUGUUUAUCAAUGGUAACCUUAUAUUAGGAGAAGAGUUAAAAGCAAUUCUGAUGAAUUUUGACAAUAAGAAAGAUACAGAUAUACUAUUAAAUGACAAAAAUGAAAUUGACAUCAUAUUAAACAAAACAAUGUGUUAUUCAUUUCAGGGAGGCCAAAAAUCAGACAUAGGUUCCAUUUAUUUAAAAAAUGUGAUAUUUCAAAUAAGUAAAGCUGAAAAAAUUAAUGGCUAUGUUAUUCACUCUGGCAAAUUCGUGAAAAAUAAUCUAGCGGAUGCUUAUUCAGAAUUAGAAGAUUGGAAUGAUUGUAUAAUCUUUAUAGAUACACAUGUCCGAACAAGUCAUAUGAGGAAUCAUACUGCAACACAUUUACUGAAUGCUGCUUUAAAGUUUAUAUUCCCAGUUGUUUAUCAACGAAAUUCUUUGGUUUCUGAAAAUAUAUUAAAGUUUCAAUUUUCUUCAUUUGGAGAUGAAAUUACAUUAACACAUAUAGCAAAAAUAGAACAACUUAUUAACGAUGUUAUAAAAACCAAUGCAUUAGUAGACAAUAGGAUUUUGAAUUUGUUGCAAUUAUUAGCAGAAAAUAAUGUUACAAUGGUACCAGGUGAAAUAUAUCCACAUACAGAUAUUAGGGUAAUCGAUAUUAAUACAAAUGAAUUAAAAUCAAAAGAAUUAUGCUGUGGAACACAUGUUAAAAACACAGGAUUUCUGGAACAAUUUUGUGUUCUAAAUUAUAGUUCUAAAGGUGCAUUAAAUUGUACAAUUCAUGCUACUACUGGCCCAUUAGCUAAAGCAGCAAUAUUAGCUGGUAAACAAUUAUUGGAAAAGAUUGAAAAACUAGAAAAUUAUAUUACUACUGAAAAUAUUAAAAACGAUGAGUUAAAUUUACAAAUUAAAGAGAUACAGCAGAAGUUACACGAAAAUACUGAAAGUGCAGAUAUACCAUUACCUUAUCUUAUUAAGGAAGAAUGUAAUGCAAAAUUACAAAAUUUACUUGAAAUAGUUAUGAAACAAAAAAUAGCAAAUGAAAGGACUUCUAUUAUAACAGAAGUAAAAGAUUCUAUGAAAUCAUAUAAUUCUUUUAUUGUUCAUAAUUUACAACAUACACUAAAACAUCUUUCCUUACAAGAUGUAAUAUUUCUUUUUCCAAAUGUACCAAUACUUCUGAUAUCAUAUAACAAGAAUAUCAUUAAAGUUAGUUGCAGUGUACCACAGGAAUUUUUAUCUGAUAAAUUUAAUGCUCAAACAUGGAUAAAAGUGAUCUUUCAAGUUUUUAAUCAAGAAUUUAAUUUAAACAAAAAUAAAAAUUCUUUAAUGACAUGCCAUACAAAAUUUAAAAAUAUGUCUGAGGAACAUGCAAAAAAAUUGAUAGAGACAGCAGCUAUAGAGGCUACAGAAUAUGCAUUCAUUUUAAUAGACAAAAAAAUGAUUACAGAGAAAAAUUAGUAAAAGAAGAAAUAAAAAUGUGUGUAUAAGAAAAUUUAAGAAAAAUUUAAAGGACAAAUGAUUUAAAAAAAAAA
Messenger RNA from Vespula pensylvanica (western yellowjacket), 3557 nucleotides. It is a transcript of the gene AlaRS-m, whose product is annotated as alanine--tRNA ligase, mitochondrial. Lineage: Eukaryota; Metazoa; Arthropoda; Insecta; Hymenoptera; Vespidae. The coding region runs from base 379 to 3483 and encodes 1034 amino acids. Gene Ontology annotation, molecular function: alanine-tRNA ligase activity; aminoacyl-tRNA deacylase activity; nucleic acid binding. The record is from RefSeq and is a predicted model, not a curated record. Gene Ontology annotation, biological process: tRNA modification; alanyl-tRNA aminoacylation. The transcript is spliced from 12 exons. Gene Ontology annotation, cellular component: cytoplasm; mitochondrion.